AUGCUGCCCCUGUGCUACCGAAGAACCUUCAUCGACAUCGAAGCCGAGCCAUGCAUGAAGCUGUUGCGAUGCAACAGCGUUCCUCCGGCGCGCCGUGCCGGGGAGGAUGAGGAUGUCCAGGUGAGCAAGGAUUUGGCGAGCGUCUACACGCGCAUGGAGGAGUGGCGGUCCGAGAUCUGGUCUCCGACCACGAGCUGGGACUUCCCGGUGUCGGGGUCAGAGAUUCAGAACUCGGAAGAGGCCGCGGCGGAAGAAGAAGUGGCGGCCUCUGGAUGCGGACCUGCGGAUGGGACACUGGUGUCGCCGGCGCACGCGGAAGACCACGAGGUGUUCAUCAAGCCGCCAAUCCUGGAAGCUAUGGGCAUCCAGAGGUUUGGGGGAAGCUGUGAAGCACAGGCCAAUGUCUUGGACGGUGUCAAGCCGACAACAGCUUGCUACCCCUAA
Messenger RNA from Symbiodinium necroappetens, 444 nucleotides. The record is from the annotation of a GenBank genome assembly. Lineage: Eukaryota; Dinophyceae; Suessiales; Symbiodiniaceae.